AAUAUUUGCAUGAUAAGUUUGUUAAGAAGCCAUAUUAUAUUAUAUACAUAAUAGUAAAUUAGUGAGAUCAAGUGAAUGGUUUAAAACAUUAAAUUUUAAAUUCAUUUGUUAUUGUUUACUCGUAUCUUUCCAUAGUAAAAAUCAACUAUGGGAUACAAGUACAUCCAGCUGAAGAGCCCCGAAUGGGACGAAACCCACGUCCUGAAUUCUACUACUAGUCACUAUCUAUCUUUGCAUAUUAAGUUUUAAGAGAAAACUAUUAAUUAUCUUACAUGCAUACAUAUAUAUACAUGAUUCGUUUUUUUUUUUAUUUCCAUAACAGGUGCUUAUAACAUUCCCAUAGAAAGUAACUCACCAAAUGUAGAAAAUCAUGCUGCAAACACAAUUCGCGUUUUAGCAGAUAUGUUCACUUGUAGGCAGUCAAAUUUUCCUAUGACAGUUGGGAUUUUCACUCAACAAAAUAAUAAAGAAUAUCUUUCACAACUAGCAAGUGAACUACACAACCUUAAUCGUCUUGAAAAUCCAAUACCAUUGAAAUUUAGCAAAUUGUUAUUUGUAUUCCCUUUAGUGAUCAGUGCAAUUUUAGGAUAUUUUGUUGGAAUGCUUACAAAUUGGCAGAUUGGCUUAUCUAUUGGACAUAUUGGUAUGUUCAUACAAAUUACUUUUCUAGCAUUGAUCAUAACAGGAUCUCGAUUUUGUCAAAAACCAAUUGCUAUACGUGCCAGCUAUUCAAUAGCCUGUUUUCUUCAAUGGAUUAAACUCUUUUUAAAUAUCUGUUUUUGUUAUCCUGUCAAGUCAAUAAAUACUAAAACACCAGUCAGAGUUAUUGUUGUAUAUCAUCGGAUAUGCCCGUCUUCAACAACAAAUAUGGCGUUAUUUUCAUUAAUUGAAAAAAUGUGGUUUGGUUUAGUUCGGCAUUAUGGACAAAUUUUAAUCAGACUCCAGAGGGCUGGAAAACCUUCUGGAAAUCCAAAUAUUAAAUAUAAACGUGUAUGCUGUUUACCUGCAUUUGUUGUAAUGAUAGCUUUUUGGAUUGCAUUCCUUAUCUCUACUAGUAUCAUGCGUUUAUACUCAGGUCAAUUAGCUAAAUUACUUGGACAUGGUGGUUUACUUUCAUUAUUUGUCAUCAUGAGUUCAAUAAUGUUUCUUAGUUUUGUUGGAUCAUUACCAUCAUUAUUAAGAAUAAUGAAAGGUUUAUUAAUUAAUCCAAUUACACCUGUAAAAACUGCAUUAACAUCAUUUUUACAAACUAAUAAUGAUAUAGAUAAAGAAUUUUUUAAUUCAAAAUCAAUUGGAAAAAUUAAUGAAGCUGUAUUAUAUUCUAGUUCAACAUCAUUUAAAGAUUUAGCUAUAACAGCUGAAGAACAAAGAGCAUGUAAAGCAGAUUUAUUUAUUAAAUCAGAAUUUGCUAAAAUUUGUAAUUUAUCGGUUACAUUUGAUCGGUUUACUAAUACACAACAAACUAGAUUCAUUUUAUGCUUAGAUGCUAGUAGUACAUUACAAAAAGAUUUAUUAGCAAAAUUAAUUUAUCAAAUACAUAAUUUAUUAUUAUCUGUUAUGAGUGCACCAGUUGCUAUUGUACUAGAGGCAAAUUUUAAAAUUCUUUUAGGUGAUCUUGUGUGUAGUACAAUUUUAUCCCCAUACAAUGCUACAUUUUGUAAUAGUUUUACACAAGAACCAAAACUUAUUGCACAAAUAGUUGGUGAUAAUUUUCAUUUAGUACAUGCUAGCUUAUAUUUACCAAUAUAUUUAGAACCGCCAAUUUUUACUAAUUUCCCAGAAAUAAUAAAAUCAAAUAAUGAACAAAUGAAACAUAAUCAACUUUUACAUUCAUCAAUAAAUGGUUACUCAUCAACAAAUGCUAACUUACAACCGAAUAUAAUUUCACCGGCAGAAAUAUCAACUUUUAAUAUAUCAUCAAGAAAAGUGUCAUCCAGUCCGAAUUGCGUUUCAAGUCAUGUACCAAGAGCUAUGUUUAACAAUUUUUACGGAACAAAUUCAAAUAACCAACAUAAUUCUAAAAUUAUCCCAAUAAAUAAUGAAAAAGAACAAAAUAACAACGAAGUUACAGAAGUCAAUGAGUUCAUCAGUGUAAAUGAUAUUGCAAGUAUGUUUUUACAUAAUCAUGAACUAGCUGAUUGGAAUGGGAAAGUUAUCAAACAAUUAGUGCUAUCUACAGCAUUUACAUAUCGUCUAUUGAAAUUGUACAAUAUGGAUAUUGAAAUUGGACUAGUGGUCUUAUGGAUUACGCUUAUUCAUCAUUGGCCAUAUCAUACAACUUGGUUGAUAAUUUAUUUAGAAGAUUUGAAUGCUUCAAAUUCUAACAAAGAACAAAAUCUUGAAGUCAAAAUUAAUCUAAUGGAGGCUUUUCUUGAGGUUAAAAAAAGAGUUGGUGAAUCAAUCGAAAUACUGGAAGCUUUAGCAACGGAAGAUCGUGAUUUAGAAAGACUUAAUAAAUUUCUUUACUCAAAAUCAUCUACUCAAAUUCCGGUGAAUUCUUUAAAACAACUUAUUGCAUGUAGCCUAAUACAUAAUCCGUUUAUCCGUUAUUCAAUUCAAGCUCUAUUGGGAAUGAUGAACGAUCGCCAAUCAUCAGGUCUACAUCAUAGUUUUGUGAAUCCUCUUGAUGCAGUCGUUGAGGAGAAGAGUGAUACUACAAAUCAUAGUUUUGCAUUAGAUAAAGUUAAACAAACAAAUUCAGUACCCAUCUAUGCAAGUGUUCAGUUGAAUUCUUCAAGAGGACAGACGAAUCAAAUGGGCUGCAAAACAACUGGUUCACUAUCAUCUGCUGAAAAUCUUCCUUCAAACGCUUACUGGCCAUAUCCAUCUGAUACAUUAACUACAGGGGAUAAUUUAUUUAGUAAACCAUGUCCACUAAGGUUGAAGAAAAUAUACCCAUCUCUUCCAAUAAAUCAGUACACAGUUAACGAUGUCUGUGAGUUAUUUUCAAGUAUCGUUGACAUUCAUCCGUCUCAUAUGCAAUCUUAUAUAUCCAAAAUAAAACAAUUGAAUAUUAAUGGAAUUGUACUCUCAGUAUGUGAUCUAGAAAAUCUAAGACAAGAAUUAAUGAUUGAAAUAAGUGACUGGCAACUGAUUUAUAAACUGAUAACUUGGUUGCGAUCAUCGUCUACUGAUGGACACAGAACUUUCUCAGAAAGUUCACAACAAAGACUAGGUGGUAUUUCUUCAAAUGAAUUUGAUGCAAGCGACCUGCUAACUGGAUAUAACAUGACUUUUAAAGGUAAAUAUCAGCAACCACAACAACGGUUAUCUAACCACACACUACUUACAUCGAUGCCAUCUUUAAAUUCUGAAAAAAUGUCAUGUACAUCAGAUCAGAAACCGAAAACAUCUAAUCCGUUUCUUGUAAGACAAACACCUUGGCUUGUUUCGCCAAAAAUACCAAUCACAAGCUUAUCAUCCAAUGGUAAAUCACUUGAACCUUUUCAAGAAUUCACUCUUGAACAACGUCCUAGUCCAGAUACUUCUGAUCAACAGAAUUCCUGUAGUGCUAUGGAAGAACCAGAAUCGUUAUGGAAAACUAACGGUUUAAUAAAUGUUUCUGCAACUACGGAUAAAACACUCGUUCCACAUCCAAACAUGUUGGUUGGAAGCAUUGAAAAUUCACAUAUAAUCAGUAAUCCCAACCUGUUCUCACACCAGGAGGGCUUGAGUAAACCAAAAGAAAUAAGGAAAACAAGUAAGCAUCUGAACAAUCAUGAAGUUAAUAUCAAUAAACCAGAAGUUAAACUUACACCAGGACAUUCCUUUCAUAGAAGCAUGCAAAACUCAUUGCAUUCUAAUAGGUUCGUCAAUAAAAAUGGUUAUGCCAGUCGUUCAUCCAUUGAUUUAAGAACAGUUUUUGGUCCUGAACAAAAAAAUCCACCAAAUAUAAAUUUAUUUAGUAAUUACAGAAUCAUACAUAAUUCGAAGAGAAACCGUGUUAAAAAGGCUCUAAUAGAACAGCAUCGAAGGCAACAACUACAACAACGGCAUCUUUUAACGCAUAAUCCUAAAUUUAAUUAUUUUGUAGAUCCAGAAUUUUGUUCAUCAUUUGCGUGUCCAUUAUCAAAACAUAAUGCAAAUUUUUAUAACCAUGAUUUAUUCAGUAAUAAAAAUCAUCCAUUUGAUUCAAACAUACAAAAUAUUAAUGCCUCUAAUUUAAGGCGCAUCACUAAACAACCUCGUCGUAAUUAUGAUUAUCAAACUAUUGAGAACAAUACACCUGUGUUAAUUGCUAACGGUUAUAACAAUGAAAGUAGUAUUAAUAACAACGAAGAUCACAUCAAUAACAUAACGCCAAGCAAAAUCCAUAUUAAACAAUGUCAUUUACAAGAAUCAUUGAAUAACGUUGAAUCUGAAACAGAUGACACAGUUCAAUCUUCGGACAAUAAAAGUUCACAACUUAAAUUUCUUAAUCAAAACAAAUCAUUUUUAAAUCAUUUAAAAUAUUAUCCUUCUUAUAAGAUUCAUCCAAAAGCAAUUUUCUCUUCACCAGCUUUAACACCAGCUCAGUUAACUAGUCUACGAGCCUAUACUGAAUGGUCAACGAAAAUGAAUCCUUACUUUGCAAAUGCAACAAUGAUGACUAACACAGGAUCUGUUAUUCCAAAUAAUUCAACUAAUGUUUGGCCUAGUUAUCUGGAACAACAUCAAAUAAAUAAAUUUCCUAUAUUUAAGCCAAGUACACAUAAAACAUCCGAUCACAAAUCAUUUAGACCAAGUCAAAAGAAAAGGCCAAGAAAAACAAAUCCAGAUGACAAUGAAUAUAUUAUAAAUACAAAUAAAGAAUUUCAACCUACUAAUUUAACAAAAGCUAAUGUAUAUUCAUUAACAUUAUCAUGUGAUUCAGAGGCUGAAAUGUGUACAUGUGAUUAUUGGUAUGAAUUAGAAAAAGCAAAAGAAAAGUUUACAAUUAGUGAACCAUCAUUAAGAGCUGAAUCAGAUUUAAUAAGUAUAGAUGAUUUUGUUAUUGAUAAUGAUUAUCAGUCAAGUGCCACAGAAUCAUUAAAUUCAACGCAUAUAUUACAAACAGAUAAGAGUAAACUUUCAAAAUAA
Schistosoma spindalis is the source of this 5058-nucleotide messenger RNA. The record is from the annotation of a GenBank genome assembly. Lineage: Eukaryota; Metazoa; Platyhelminthes; Trematoda; Strigeidida; Schistosomatidae.